This is a messenger RNA of Peromyscus maniculatus bairdii (prairie deer mouse), 3256 nucleotides long. Lineage: Eukaryota; Metazoa; Chordata; Mammalia; Rodentia; Cricetidae. The record is from RefSeq and is a predicted model, not a curated record.
GCAUUUUACCUCUGUGGUUUCCUCAUCAAAACUAUGACCCCAAAGUAAUCAUGAGAGAAUUGUCAAAUGAAUUCGGAAGGAGGGGCAUUCUAUAAACUCCCUGACCAACACACCUCGAAAAUGUCAAGGUCAUCAAAACAAGAAAUGUCAAAAAAUCGUCACAGUUUUUGACACGAGGACUCAGAAAACAUGACAACUGUGAUCCUGGAUCAGAAAUCAGAAAUACCUGGACAGUGGGAACGUGCUGGCCAAAGCCCUCUAUGACAACGUAGCUGAGUCCCCGGAUGAGCUCUCCUUCCGAAAGGGUGACAUCAUGACGGUGCUGGAGCGGGACACCCAGGGCCUGGAUGGCUGGUGGCUCUGCUCGCUGCAUGGGCGCCAGGGCAUUGUCCCUGGUAACCGCCUCAAGAUCCUGGUCGGCAUGUAUGACAAGAAGCCAGCAGGGCCUGGGCCAGGCCCACCUGCCACUCCACCCCAGCCCCAGCCCAGCCUCCCUCAGGGGGUCCAUACCCCGGUGCCCCCGGCUUCCCAGUACAGUCCCAUGCUCCCCACUGCAUACCAGCCCCAGCCUGACAGUGUGUACCUGGUACCCACUCCCAGCAAGGCUCAGCAAGGUCUCUACCAAGCCCCUGGGCCCAACCCACAGUUCCAGUCACCCCCAGCCAAACAGGUAUCCACAUUCUCAAAGCAGACACCUCAUCACUCAUUUCCCAGCCCGGCCACAGACCUUUACCAGGUGCCCCCAGGGCCUGGAAGUCCAGCCCAGGACAUCUACCAGGUGCCACCUUCCGCUGGCAUAGGGCAUGACAUCUACCAAGUCCCUCCAUCUAUGGACACCCGCAGCUGGGAGGGAACAAAGCCCCCGGCAAAGGUGGUGGUACCUACUCGAGUGGGACAGGGCUAUGUGUACGAGGCCUCCCAGACAGAGCAGGAUGAGUAUGACACCCCACGCCACCUCCUAGCUCCAGGUCCUCAGGACAUCUAUGAUGUGCCCCCUGUUCGAGGACUGCUUCCCAGCCAGUAUGGCCAGGAGGUGUAUGACACACCCCCCAUGGCAGUCAAGGGCCCCAACGGUAGAGACCCGUUGAUGGAUGUGUAUGACGUGCCUCCGAGUGUGGAGAAAGGCCUGCCACCAUCCAACCAUCAUUCGGUGUAUGAUGUCCCUCCUUCCGUGACCAAGGAUGUGCCCGAUGGCCCGCUGCAGCGAGAGGAGACCUAUGAUGUGCCUCCUGCCUUCGCCAAGCCCAAGCCCUUCGACCCCACCCGACACCCACUGAUCCUCGCUGCACCUCCUCCAGACUCCCCACCAGCCGAGGACGUCUAUGAUGUGCCACCCCCUGCUCCUGACCUCUAUGACGUGCCCCCUGGUUUGAGGCGGCCUGGCCCCGGAACGUUGUAUGAUGUGCCUCGUGAGCGGGCGCUCCCUCCUGAGGUGGCCGACGGGAGUGUGAUUGAUGAUGGUGUGUAUGCUGUGCCCCCGCCAGCUGAACGAGAGGCCCCAACAGAUGACAAGCGCCUGUCGGCCUCCAGCACAGGCAGCACACGCAGCAGCCAAUCGGCAUCUUCCUUGGAGGUCGUGGUGCCAGGCCGGGAGCCCCUGGAGCUGGAGGUUGCUGUGGAGUCCCUGGCUCGGCUGCAGCAGGGUGUGAGCACCACCGUAGCCCACCUUCUGGACCUGGUGGGCAGUGCCAGUGGGCCUGGGGGCUGGCGUAGCACCUCCGAGCCCCAGGAACCUCCCGUGCAGGACCUGAAGGCUGCAGUGGCUGCAGUCCAUGUGGCAGUCCACGAGCUCCUGGAGUUUGCCCGCAGUGCCGUGAGCAAUGCCACCCACACUUCUGACCGCACCUUGCACGCCAAGCUUAGCCGGCAGUUACAGAAGAUGGAGGAUGUGUACCAGACACUGGUGGUCCAUGGUCAAGUCCUUGACAGUGGCCGGGGAAGCCCAGGAUUCACCCUUGAAGACCUGGACCGCCUGGUGGCCUGCUCACGGGCCGUGCCCGAGGAUGCCAAGCAGCUGGCCUCCUUUUUGCAUGGCAAUGCCUCACUACUUUUCCGACGGACCAAAGCCCCUGGCCCAGGGCCUGAGGGAGGUAGCUCCCUGCACCCCAACCCCACUGACAAAGCCAGCAGCAUCCAGUCACGCCCUCUGCCCUCACCCCCCAAGUUCACCUCCCAGGACUCUCCAGAUGGGCAGUAUGAGAACAGUGAAGGGGGCUGGAUGGAGGAUUAUGACUAUGUCCACCUGCAGGGGAAGGAGGAAUUUGAGAAGACCCAGAAGGAGCUGCUGGAAAAGGGCAACAUCAUUCGGCAGGGAAAAGGCCAGCUGGAGCUGCAGCAGCUGAAACAGUUUGAGCGACUGGAGCAGGAGGUGUCUCGUCCCAUAGACCACGACCUGGCCAACUGGACACCAGCCCAGCCCCUGGUGCCAGGGCGGACAGGGGCCCUGGGGCCCUCGGACCGACAGCUGCUGCUCUUCUACUUGGAGCAGUGUGAGGCCAACCUGACCACACUGACAGAUGCAGUAGACGCCUUCUUCACGGCGGUGGCCACCAACCAGCCCCCCAAGAUCUUUGUGGCGCACAGCAAGUUUGUCAUCCUCAGCGCACAUAAGCUGGUGUUCAUUGGGGACACACUGUCACGGCAGGCAAAGGCAGCGGACGUGCGCAGCCAGGUGACUCACUAUAGCAACCUGCUGUGUGACCUCCUGCGUGGCAUUGUGGCCACCACCAAGGCCGCCGCCUUGCAGUAUCCAUCGCCCUCUGCUGCUCAGGACAUGGUAGACAGGGUCAAGGAGCUGGGCCACAGCACUCAGCAGUUCCGCCGUGUCCUAGGCCAGCUGGCUGCUGCCUGAGCAGAGGGCUAGGGUAUGGAGGCUGGGGAGUGGGCGGCGAGGGUCUACCAAGCGUCUGUCUUGAAAGUGGAGAUCCUGCAGGUGUGGGGACAGGUAACCCCAGCUCUGCCUUGGGCCUGGUGCCCUCAACUGUCCAGGGAUUUGUACAUAUUUAUAGCAAGGCAGGGUGUGGGAUGCCUCCUCAGAGGAGCUGGAUAAUACGAGUGCACUGUGACUGCUGAUCACCAGGCUGGGGCCGGGGUGGAGGCACACAGGCCCCCAGCCCCAGGGCUCCCUGUGACAGGCAAGUACAGAGUGGUAUGCACCUCUGCACCAAGAAAAAACCCUAAAGAACUAUUUUUCACUAUUGAUUUUUCCAAUCAUUUGACUAAUAGUCUACAUUUAAUAAAAUUUAAAAAAUGAGAA